Ficedula albicollis (Collared flycatcher) is the source of this 779-nucleotide messenger RNA. It is a transcript of the gene FAM163B, whose product is annotated as family with sequence similarity 163 member B. The record is from RefSeq and is a predicted model, not a curated record. The transcript is spliced from 4 exons. Lineage: Eukaryota; Metazoa; Chordata; Aves; Passeriformes; Muscicapidae. The coding region runs from base 117 to 779 and encodes 220 amino acids.
ACCGUUUAUUUUGGUAUUGAUGCUCUCCGAGCGGGAGACUUCGGGAGACGCGGUCCUCACCUGAGCGAGCCGGCCCCAUUCCCCCGUGUGAAGGCUGUUGAUGGAGAAGAGGGCGGAUGACAGCCGGGACCGUGGUCAUCACAGGUGGAAUAUUAGCGACUGUCAUUCUACUCUGUAUCAUCGCCGUCCUCUGCUACUGUAGGCUCCAGUACUACUGCUGCAAGAAGGAUGAAUCCGAGGAGGACGAGGAGGAGCCCGACUUCGCCGUGCACUCGCACAUCCCUCCGCUGCACUGCAACCGCAACGUAGUGCUGACCAACGGCCCCUCCAUCUACUCCUCAUCCCCCUUCGCCAAAAAACCCGCCCAGAGCCGGCCCAGCUGCCCCAGCUGUGCUCCCUAUGAGCCUUCCACCUCCUUUCUCCAAGAGCCCCCCACCUCUUUUCUCCAAGAGCCCCCCACCUCCUUUCUCCAAGAGCCCCCCACCUCCUUUCUCCAAGAGCCCACAACCUCUUUCCUCCAAGAGCCCCCAGCCUCUUUCCUCCAGGAGCCCCCCACCUUCUUCCUGCAGGAGCCCCCCGAGGAUCUGCACAACGGGGGUGACAGGGUGAGCUACAAGACGGUGAGCCAGGAGGAUCUGGCCCUGCCGGUGCCCAGCCUGCAGGCGCUGAACCCCAACCGGCUCUCGGCCAUGCGGGAGGCGUUCUCCCGCAAGGAGUUGCCCCUCCUCAGCACUCGGCCGGGGGAUGAUGAGCGGGUGACGGGGCCCGUGGGCGGCUGA